This is a messenger RNA of Sorex araneus (European shrew), 2840 nucleotides long. It is a transcript of the gene RAD51, whose product is annotated as RAD51 recombinase. The record is from RefSeq and is a predicted model, not a curated record. The coding region runs from base 581 to 1600 and encodes 339 amino acids. NCBI's taxonomy places the organism in Eukaryota, Metazoa, Chordata, Mammalia, Eulipotyphla, Soricidae. Gene Ontology annotation, molecular function: ATP-dependent DNA damage sensor activity; DNA strand exchange activity; double-stranded DNA binding. The transcript is spliced from 11 exons. Gene Ontology annotation, biological process: DNA strand invasion; double-strand break repair via homologous recombination; DNA recombinase assembly. Gene Ontology annotation, cellular component: condensed nuclear chromosome.
CCUGUGAUCCUAAAUCCGGUCAAGCGAAGGCAGCAACUCUCACAUGUUUGAAUUCGAUUUCACAGAGGAAACUAAUGGUGGGACCCAGGAGGUCAAUCCACGUUGUCGCGCAAGCUCAAGCUCCUCGGGAGCGGCGGCGGAGGCAACCGGAAGGCGGCUCCGAGAGGGGCGGGGGCGACGUGACGCCGACGACGCGGGCGUGCCGGUGCCCGCGCCUGUGCCGAGGGUUUGGCGGGAUUUCUGAAAGUCGCCAGGCCGGGAGCGCUCCCGGCAAUCUGAGGCGGCGGCGGCCAGACGGCGGACACGCACCCUGAGGCCCGCAGUUGAGAGCUGGCGCCCUCGGGGCUUGUGUGUGGAAGGCCAAGAAAAGGCAGAGGGGGCGGCCUCGAGCGAGUGGGUCUGGGGUCCCUCCGGGCCCGGGGCGCGCCGCAGGCCGUCGGCCCACGUCUGAGCGCGCCUCUCCCUGAGCCAGCUGCGCGGCGGCCCGGUGCCAGAAAUCAAUCCCAGGGGGCAGGAGAUAUAACUCAAAGGACUGGACCACUUUCUGUCUGUGGGAGGCCUGAGUAUUGAACAUUGAGUAAUGGCUAUGCAGAUGCAGCUUGAAGCAAAUGCAGAUACUUCAGUGGAAGAAGAGAGCUUUGGCCCACAGCCUAUUUCACGAUUAGAGCAAUGUGGUAUAAAUGCCAAUGAUGUGAAAAAACUGGAAGAAGCUGGAUUCCAUACGGUGGAGGCAGUUGCUUAUGCACCAAAGAAGGAGCUAAUAAAUAUUAAGGGAAUUAGUGAAGCCAAAGCUGAUAAAAUUCUGACUGAAGCAGCUAAGUUAGUUCCAAUGGGUUUCACCACUGCAACUGAAUUCCACCAGCGGCGAUCAGAGAUCAUACAGAUUACCACUGGUUCCAAAGAGCUUGACAAACUACUUCAAGGAGGAAUUGAGACUGGAUCAAUCACAGAAAUGUUUGGAGAAUUCCGAACUGGGAAGACCCAGAUCUGUCAUACAUUGGCUGUAACAUGUCAGCUUCCCAUUGAUCGCGGUGGCGGUGAGGGAAAGGCCAUGUACAUUGACACUGAGGGUACUUUUAGGCCUGAACGUCUGCUAGCAGUGGCUGAAAGGUAUGGUCUCUCCGGCAGUGAUGUGCUGGAUAAUGUAGCAUAUGCUCGGGGAUUCAACACAGACCAUCAGACCCAGCUCCUUUAUCAAGCAUCAGCCAUGAUGGUAGAGUCCAGGUACGCACUGCUAAUUGUAGAUAGUGCCACCGCCCUCUACAGAACAGACUAUUCGGGUCGAGGUGAGCUUUCAGCCAGGCAAAUGCAUUUGGCCAGAUUUUUGAGGAUGCUUCUGCGACUUGCUGAUGAGUUUGGGGUAGCCGUGGUAAUAACCAACCAGGUGGUAGCCCAAGUAGAUGGAGCAGCCAUGUUUGCCGCAGAUCCUAAGAAACCUAUUGGAGGAAAUAUUAUUGCUCAUGCAUCAACAACCAGACUAUACCUGAGGAAGGGAAGAGGGGAAACCAGAAUCUGCAAAAUCUACGAUUCUCCUUGUCUUCCUGAGGCAGAAGCUAUGUUUGCCAUCAAUGCCGAUGGAGUAGGAGAUGCCAAAGACUAAAUCUUUCAGAUUUUUCCUGUGAGAGAUCUUAAGAACUGCAGCCUAAUGGAGAUACUACUCCCUCAGGUUCUUCACACGCCUCUUGUGACUGCCAGGAAAAAAAAUUCCGGGAAAACAGCUAAUGUACCAGCCUUUUUGAUGGUGUAAACAAGAGAUAGGUCGGUAGUCACAAACUGACCUGGAAUGUUUACUACACCUCCUGGAGUAUAUUCUCUAUAUGAAUUGUUUGGUGGAGGGGUACAGAAUACCUUUAGUAUGGUGUCGACACAGGACUAAUAGCUGUCUACUGAACAAUUCAAAAGAACUAAAUCUGGGAGAUCUGUCUCUUCUCAUUUCACCUGAAUGAGCUGGAAAAGUAUGCCUGCACUCUAUAGCAAAAGGAAUGGAUGGCCUCACAGGUUCUUUUCCUGUCAGUAAAACUUUACCUGCCAAUUAAGAGCAGGUUUUUAAGUUUAUAUGGCAGAAUUAAUUCAUGUAAAAAUUUCUUUUUAGUUAAGGCAUACUGGCCACCAGUCCAUCAGCAUCUACUUGCUUGGUUUUGUUGCUAAGACCAACUCAAGAUAGUUUGGAGGCGUCCAAAAGAUAUGAAAGGCAAUGUAAGCAUUUCAGAGAUUCAGUACUUUCAUAUUAGUAGGUUCAGCGUGGAACUGCUAAUAGUUAAUUACUAUGUACAGACGUUAUUGUCCAAGCUUAAUAUUGCUAAAUUAGGCUAUUCAUUAUGCCCUUUUCUGAUUGGGUGAUCAGUUCUUACUGCUUUAACAUUUAGAAGGGAAAAACCCAUAUUCAAAUCGUUGAGUUUACUUGUCACUUAACAUAUUUGGUAAUAUAAUUAUAUACCAUAGCCUUUGUAUCCUAAUAGCCUUGAGUUAAAGAUAUGGUACUUGCUUAGAUACUCUACUUCAGGGAUUUGAGGUGUUAUUCUUGCUUUUCAUUGUUUUUUUUUUUUUUUUUUUUUUUUUUGGGUCACACCUGGCGAUGCACAGGGGUUACUCCUGGCUUUGCACUCAGGAAUUACCCCUGGCCGUGCUCAGGAGACCAUAUGGGAUGCUGGGAUUUGAACCCGGGUUGGCCGCGUGCAAGGCAAACGCCCUACCCGCUGUGCUAUCGCUCCAGCCCCAUAUUCUUGCUUUUCAAAUGCCUAUCAGAAGGUUGCUUCUUAGAAAACAGUGUUCUAAGUUCUGUUUCUUUGACUUCCUUCAGAGCAGUGGCUCUCAACUUCCAGUCUGGGUCAGACUGAAAC